Manis javanica (Malayan pangolin) is the source of this 3463-nucleotide messenger RNA. Lineage: Eukaryota; Metazoa; Chordata; Mammalia; Pholidota; Manidae. The record is from RefSeq and is a predicted model, not a curated record.
AAGCCAAACAAAGUCCAGCUCAUCGCCAUGGACCUGCCCAUGGUCAGCGGGGACCGGAUCCACUGCCUGGACAUCUUAUUUGCCUUUACAAAGCGGGUUCUGGGUGAAAGCGGAGAGAUGGACUCUCUUCGUUCGCAGAUGGAAGAGCGCUUCAUGGCAGCAAAUCCUUCUAAAGUUUCCUAUGAACCCAUAACAACUACACUUAAACGCAAACAGGAAGACGUGUCUGCUACUAUCAUUCAGCGAGCUUAUCGACGUUACCGCUUACGGCAAAAUGUCAAAAAUAUAUCAAGUAUAUACAUAAAGGAUGGAGACAGAGAUGAUGAUUUGCCUAAUAAAAAAGAUACAGUUUUUGAUAAUGCUAAUGAGAACUCAAGUCCAGAAAAGACAGAUGCAACCCCUUCUACCAUCUCUCCACCUUCAUAUGAUAGUGUGACAAAGCCAGACAGAGAGAAGUAUGAGAGAGACAAACCGGAAAAGGAAGACAAAGACAAAGAUGGCAAGGAAAGCAAAACAUAGAGCUGUGUUUUUGAUAUAUUGUUUACAGCCUAUGAAGGUGAUAUGAUACAUUUGUGUUAGUAAGACUCUUUUAAGGAGGUCUCUGCCAAAAAUUUUUCUCAAAAUAGUCUCAAAGUCAAUGCAGUCACUAGCUCUGAUUAAAGUAGGUGGAAAGCACUAGCAGAUGGCUAUUUUUGCAUUGGCAAAUGAUUCCGUAAGAACUGAAAGUUACUCUAUAGGCAUUAUUGAUUAUAACAAAGAAUGGUGAUUUAAUUUUAUUUGUUCGUAAUAAAUCAGAGGAGCGGGUAGAAAAUGUUCACAUCUUCCUUGUCAUAUUUUCACAGGAUUGUAAACAUUCAUGUUUCCCUUCCAAAUACAAACCACACACACACACACACACACACACACACACACACACACACACACAAAUACCUAUAAUCUGAAUAUCUAUAAAACUAUUUUGCCUUGGCUGUGCGAUGAAAUGCCCUGAGAGUAAGAACUGACAUUAGUAAAGAGUGUUUAGUUAAAUACCUUGUUAUUAGGGAGCAAAAUUAUUUUAUACAUGUACAGAAGUCAUUCUAUAUUUUGAGGUGCUUAAAUUUAUUCUAUAUCGCUUCAGAACCAAUUUUUAUGUGCCUAUAAAUGCCAUGGAAUUAAAGACAUUGUAGCACAUUCAUCUCAACAAAUAGUUGUCAUCCAUCUUGACUCAUAUACCAACCAUGAUAAGACUUCCCUGCAGGGUAUUGUGCUUGAUAGCCUGCUUUCUUAAAUAUUUUUCUUUGUUCAUACAACAACCAUAAACAUGAAAAAUUACAUGCACACCGCAUUCUUCAAAAGAAAAGAAAGGGAAGAAAUUGAGAAAAGAAGCAACUGAAGAGAGCUUUCUCCACCAUUAUUUAUACACUAAUAGUGGACUGUGCUGCCCUAAAGCACCAAUAAUGACCCAACUCAAUCUGUUUUGUCUCAAUUUUCUGCUGUCUCAUGCAGUGUUGUUUCGUCAUUCUUCAGCACUAAGCAAAGUUGACGUUACCCUUCAAUGAAGAGCUUCCUGAUAUGCAGGUGGCUGUUUGGUACCACAGUACAUGUUUGAGCAGAUAAUGACUUGGGCACAGUAUUGACUGUGCCACUUGUAUACCAUCCUAAAUGUGUGUGGGAAGCCUUCAAGUCAAAAUAAAUGGCAGCCUUUCAACCCAGACUUGGUGCAUGGGCAAAAAUUGAGUUACGUAAGUAGGGAGUCAUUUUAUUUAGAAGACUGUGUGGGAGUUCUCAAAGCAAAUAUAUAGAACACACUUCAUUAAUUUGCUUUUUUAAAUUAAAAAAACAUAAAUUGCAUUUCUAUAAUAAGUACUUAAAAUAUGUUUUUUCUUGUUCUGGCUAGCUAAAAAUAAAGGAGAUUUAAAUAUACUAACAGAGAUGAAGAGUUUUGGGUGGAGAAUGAGAGACAGAGGAAGAGACUAAGAAACACAGAUCUGAGAAAGACAGACUGAAACAAGGGGCCUUUCAACAGAACUUCCAAACUAGAACAUUUUAAAAUUGUGAUGUAUUUUAUGACAUCCAUGAGGGAGAUUAUCAUUUCUAGACAUUUAUCCUAAGGUACAUAGAAAUUAAAUCUAGAGCCAUUCUUUACACUUAGGCUCAAUCAUUCAUCUUAGAUUAUCUGAGCCUCUUUUUUUUCUUUGCUAUGAGAGAUACCAUGCAGUGUUUUCCUAGACUAUGUAGAACAUUAUAUCACAUACCUGCUAAGACUCUUAAAAACUGGUUUGACAGUUUAAUUAGGGAACCAUACAAACUAUAUCACAUUUGUAAGAUUUUAUAAUACAUUCAAUUAAAAUCACCUUAAAUUUGAAUUCAGUCUAGCCUCAUUAUUUUAAAUCUAUAUAAAUGUAAUUGUAUUUUGCAUAUUUAUGUAAUAGAGUAUGAAAACAUGUAUGAUGGGCAGGUUUAUGUGUGAUUUACUAAUAAUGUUUUUACAUUGCCUGAUAUUUAUGUAAAGUAAAAUAUUGGCAACUGGUUCCUCAACACUGUUUCUUCUUAGCAUUUCAAAAACAACUACAAAGUAACUCCUAUUUCAUGCCGAACCUCCUUCAUGGGGAACUGUAAUUUUCUUAAAAAAAUAAACCCAGUUGGGUUUUGAAUAUGUUUUCUCAGGAAUGUCUAGUUGUAACUUUUUAUCAGUUAAAACACAAUGUUUGGAACUAAGAGCUUAUUUAGUACAGUGUAAGCUUGAAGUAAAAUUAGAUGCUUCUUUUCAUGUAAGUUACUGCUUGGUACUGACUAUGAGAUAGAAACCCCUAGAAGGUGCUGUCAUACUAAUACUUAAGUUACAUAAUCACUGAAUUUCUUUCCUAAUUAUGUAGAAUGGUAGUUACACUGUAAAAUUUAAAUCACAAUAAAGUGGAAGCAAAGAGAUUUGAACACAAAUCUGUAUCUAAAUUUGGAUACAGAUGCUCUCACCAUUUCAAUUUCCUGUUUUGACUGUUACAUAGUUUGCAAAAGAUGUAAGUGACUAGCAGGCUGUUUCUAAAUGUUGAUUGUUGAAAACCCCCAACCAAAAUGUUCAGCAUGAUUUUAUAGAAUUUUGAUAGAUUUAUUAAAAAGAGUUAAGAUAAAAUGCAUAUGUAAAUAAAGCUAUUCUAAAUAGCAAUUUCAGAGAAAUGUUCAUGGAAGCAAUGAAAGGAAGGCCAGCUAAAUUAGAUGGUAGAGUAAUUGGCCUGGGUUUAGGACCUAUGUAUAGAGGCCAGUAAUUUUUUUAAACAUCUGUGGUUUAUUAUGUUAUAUUCUUGAGGAAAACGAUCAAGAAUUGCUUCAUAAAAAUAAAUGAAUAGCCAUAAGUAUACCAAUGCUGUUUACAUAGAAUUCUUUACAGAUUUCAUACAGCUAUGAAUGCUCAAAAUGUUUGUCAUAAAUUAUAGUAUAGUUACACUUGAGACUUAUACAUUGUAAUAGAAUCUAAAAAUAAAAGUCA